This is a messenger RNA of Filobasidium floriforme, 1776 nucleotides long. RefSeq lists its product as uncharacterized. The record is from RefSeq and is a predicted model, not a curated record. The coding region runs from base 1 to 1776 and encodes 591 amino acids. The transcript is spliced from 4 exons. NCBI's taxonomy places the organism in Eukaryota, Fungi, Basidiomycota, Tremellomycetes, Filobasidiales, Filobasidiaceae.
AUGAGCAAGAUUGGACGUCGGUUGCGGAAAGACAAGCUCGUCAAGCGUGGAUCGAGAGCAGUCACCGACCUUCACAAGCUUGCAAGCAGCAUCAGGGCCGACAAGAAAAAGUUGGACGAGCUCUAUCAGGUCGUUCCCGGUCCUGACCCACAGAUGAAUCACGGCCGGGCUGCAUACUUUAUACCAUCGCUCUACCGGAACUCUUCAAUACCCUGUCCUUGGCUCGACUUGGCCACCAUCAAAGCCCGAUUAGGCAGUCUUUCUGGUACGGCACUCCGAGAUUUCCUCGAAAAUGUUGUGAAGAACUGGGAACAGGGACAGGCUGCAGGGUUGGGAUCGCGAUUGGCCACCACUGUUCAGGAACGUGAUCGAUACAAGGACGAACUCCAUAUACUCCGGAUCAGCAAUCAAUCAUCCGUCUCCGUCACCUAUCAUACGUCGGCUCUCAAAAAGCUUGAGACUCAGCUUGGUCAGGCAGUCCGGUUGCGAGAUGCAGCUGUCGAUCAGCUGGCCAACCUCAAGAUGCGAUACGACCAGGCCACCAACAACCUCAGUAGGGCGGUCUCAGUCGAUCGACCCCAUCCCGCUGCGGUCCCGGUUGACCUCCGUCGAGCUGGUCAAGCUGCGGUCCCGGUUGACCAGUCUUGUCGAGCUGCGGUCCCGGUCGACGUUGCCAAGACCCUCAAAGACCGCGACAACGAGCUGGCCGCAGUCAAGAAACAACUCGAGCAGGCCAAGAGGGAACUGCAGUCCAUCAAAAACGAACUGGCUACCUCGAAACGGAAUCUGCAGGAAGCCUUGCAGGCAAACGCAGCGAUCAACGAGCCUUUCGAGCAGGCCAAGACCAGGGUCUCCGAGUUGGACCUCGAGGUCCAGAUGCUGACCAACGCCCGGGUUCAGCUGGAACAAGAUCUUCAGGCAUCUCAAUCUGAAGUCAACCAGCUCACCCUCAACGUUGAUACACGUCAAAGCGAGCUCGUCCGGUCGGCCGCCAACUAUCACAAGCUCGUUGAACAAUGCGGAACCGUGACUAUAAACCUAGCCGAAUCCGAGCAGGAAUGCACAGACCUGCGAGCAAUCGUUGCCGUCCUGGACGAGGCUGGGGUCACUACAUCUAGCGCAGCGAUGACCAAGCGUGACCUGCAACAUCUCAAGGACACCGAGCACCAGCUUAAAGGUAUCAAUGAUGAGCUCAAGCAUACCAAGGAGGAGCUCAAGGAUACCAAAGAUGAGCUCAAGGCUACCAAGGAUGAGCUCAAUCAACUUCAGGUCGAGCACCAGAAGCUGUCGGAGAAAGAUAACGCCAUGGUUAUCGACGCCCCUCACGCCGAGCCAGAAGCCCCGGUCAUUGAUCUCGCUUCGACCGCUCCCGAGUAUCAGGACGAGCAUCUCACUCCAGACUCGACGUACUACGCCCUUGUUGAGAUUGCCAAGGACAUGGCACAGGGUCCUGGUCAGUUCAAGCGUGGCAUCAAGCGGCUCACAAAGCUGGCAGAUACUGCCCCCGACCUCAUCAUUGAUGCCAAAACGCAAAAGAACAUCGGUUUAGGAGGGAUCGAACAUUACGUUUACGAAACCGCCGCGCACCAUUCGUAUCACAAGGAUGGCGAACUUGGACCGCUGAUCUUCCAAAUGGGGCAUGCCCUGCGAAUCAGAGACCAUCGGCUCCGUCCUGCUGCCAAGUCCAGCGACUCUGACGAAGAUAGCGACGACGAUGAUGACGAAGACGACAGUGACGGGAAUGAGAGCGAGAACGACAAUGAUAACGAUAAUUAG